Pelobates cultripes (western spadefoot toad) is the source of this 9023-nucleotide messenger RNA. The record is from the annotation of a GenBank genome assembly. Lineage: Eukaryota; Metazoa; Chordata; Amphibia; Anura; Pelobatidae.
AUGCAAGCUGUGAUUUUCAUCCUAGAAGAUUCUGAAAACAUCACGACCAACGAGAGUGAAGAGGAUGUCUUUAGCAGAAUUUUAAGAAUAAAUGAAGGUAACUGAAUAUUGUAACAGUGUAUUACUUUUUUAAUAACCACUAUCUACAUCUUACAUUGACUUUCCCUAUCCUCCCUAACUUAUCUUUCAGCUUAUGCUACCCCUGCACAUCUCUUCCUAAAAACUGCUUUGCCCAUCUUGGUACACAUCCCUCUCAUAUCUCCUUAUCCUUCGUUUUACUCAAUAUUUUCCUUGGUUUUUUUUUUUGUUCUUUUUAUUUAAACUCUAACCUUCUACACUGCCCAUCCCCCACUCAUCCUACUGCCUCUCCAAACUCGUUAAUUUUUCUAGCUUGGUUAAAUGUCCCAUGAUUCAUUGGACAACAAAAUGUGCUUGUUUUAGAACACUUGAGUGUGGAAUACCAGGGGGAUAUUGUACUGGGAAGCUCACGUAGUGCCACGAGUUGUUUUACAUGUAUCUGGCCAAACAAUGGUGGGAAGGUGCCAGUUCCAUACACCAUUCAUCCCAAUUACAGUGAGUACCUGACUUUCAGAUCUAUCUCCUGUACUGUCUGUGCCUAUUUCAUUUUUACAAGUGUCAUCAUUAAUUUAUUUAGCCGACAGUCAAGUCUCUCUCAUUCUGAGUGCCAUGGAAGAGUUUGAAACUAUGACCUGUGCGUAUUUUGUUCCUCGUGCAGAAGAAUUUAACUUUAUUGACAUUCAGCCUUUGAAUGGGUAAGUCUAAAGUUUCCUCUGCAUACAACUUGUGUCAGAGUAUACCCCUUUGUAGUUGAACCUCCUGUUUGUAAACCAGGACAUUUGUAAAGUGAUCUAGGUUACAAAAUGCAUAUUUUUAAUUUCAACAAUGUAGCUAAAUAUACAAUUGCUAUCGGUGAGUAAUAUAACUUAUUACUCAUGGAACAGCUUAAUGAAUAGAACACAAACCGAUUUGAAAUCAAUAACACAUACACGAAAAUGGAUAUUAAUGAAAAAAUAAAAAUAUACACAAUACUAAAAAAUUACCAGAAUUUUUACAAAUUACAUGAAAAGAAAGUAUAUGUAUUUGCCUGAAUUUAAUUAAGUGUGGUGUUGGCUAAGUCCCUGUAGCAGAGCUGCAAUAUUAAAUCCCAAUAUCUCCGCUGGUACAGAAAGUAAUCCAAAGAAAGCGCUGAAAAUGAAGGCAAUAUCCCAAAUCCCCCAGUAACCGGACGAAACACAGUUCUGGGAGUCAACUGACAAUUUUAUUCACAAGCUCCAGUAUUUAUGUGGUUCCCAAUGCAAGGGGUUUCCUUACUGACUUUACAGUGGUUUUACAGUAGGGGACUACAUGGGGGACUUAACAUAUAGAACAUUUCUCCCACCAUGCACUGCUGUAUGAGAGGGAUACUCCCACUAGAAUAUCCUGUUAAGUGGAUUAUCCCUUCGUACAGCAGAACUGGCUUUUUACAUAAAAAUACCUAACUUCUAUUUUAUUCAUGCCACUGUACCGAAUGACCGUUUGGCAGAUAGCUGGGGUCUGAGUGCAUACUUCGUAAAAGUACCGCUCAGAUCCCAGCCCAAUCACCCGAACGCCGCAUGAAAUAUACUUUAACAUACAUUCCUCAUAGAAGUCACGAAUACAUAGGUGGAGAAAAAGUACCGAAAGACCGGCGCUCCCGAACGGCCUGGAAGUCCAGCGGUGUUCAUGCCGUCGAGUAGCCGAUUUUAGUUCCAGGCACUCGACGACCAAACACCGCUGGGCAAAAAGGGAAUCCAAGAUGGCCGCCUCGUGGUCGGUAGCCGAACGACGGCCACCUGGGGAAUCAAUUAACAGCCGAUAGAUACAUUGUUGUGAUCGGUUAAUGGGAGCCACACGGCCCCCUGUGUGUGGGCUUCCAUUCGGUACUUUGUUCGUUUCACGAACAGUGUUGCAAAUCACUGUUCGUGAAACUACCGUAUGAAUGCUAGCGGCUUUCGUGCCACUAGCAUACGAAUUCCCUCUUUCACAUUUUAAACAACCACAUCAAACCCUACAUAAUCCAGUCUUUCUAGGGCAACCCUUACAGUGAAACAAAAUAGUCUGAAGUGGCUAGGUUUGCCACAGUCCCAUGUGGUCCAACGGGAGUAUGAUCCACGUGGUCCAGUGGAAGGGCAUGUGGCUUGCACCUAAUGCCGAUGCAGACCACAUAUAUGCUCUGGAGCUCAAUGAGUCAGAGCAUUGCCAUAGUAACCUGGCGGAACCCUAUGGCAGUAGCAACCGUCCCAAUCUAAAUAGUCCCAAAACUGAUAUGCACUUGCCAAAUACAAGUAUUGAGAACCAUUGAUACUUAUAUUUUAAACUAAAAUUGAUUAUCAGUUGUAAAUCUAACUUCCAUAAUACAUCCAGUGAUCUGAUUUUAGAUUAGUAGAUCAUUUCAUAAGGAAGCAAAUUGAUAUUGUUGAAAGACUCGGGGUCCAUCCCAUUAUAUGUAGUUUUUGUUUUAAGUAUUAAAACACAAAUGGUAGCAGAUUCUGUUUAUCUAGUUAAAGAACCUGCGUUGGAAUGAUUCCCUUUAUAUUUUUAAACAUCUUACAACCCUCUAUGUCCAUGUAUAUGCUUGCAGGUGCUGGUCAUCUAUUGGAAUGGUGCAGGGUGGGCAGGUGAUAUCGCUGAUGAUUCCAGACUGUAUGAACAAAGGGAUUGUUCAGCAUGAACUGAAUCAUGCUCUAGGCUUUCAACAUGAACAGUCCAGGUCCGAUCGGGAUCAAUAUGUCACAGUACUCCCCCAAAACAUCGACCCAGGUGCAAAAGGCAAUGUACCCGAUCAGAGGCAUAACUAGAAUCCACAGGGCCCCGGUGCGAAAAUUACCUGCCCCCUCCUCCCCUGGAUGUCUUAUUAUUCUCUCCCCCCAUUGUCUCAUUCCCUCUUCAAAGCUCCUGCAUGUGUCUCAAUACCAUGCCCAGGCCCACCAUGUGUCUCAUUCCCUCUGCCCCUCACCCCCUCCAUGUGUCCCAUACCCUCCUCCUCUCCAGCCCCUCCAUUUGUCCAAUUCCCUCUCCCCUUCAGCCCCUCAAUGUGUCACAUACCCUCCUCCCUCCCAGCCCCUCCAUGUUUCCCAUUUCUCCCUCUCUUCCCCUCCCUGUGUCCCAUUCUGCCCUCUCUCCCUCGUCCCCUCCAUGUGUCCCAUACUCUCUCCCUCUCUCCCCCCUCCCAUCCAGGUGUCCCAUACCCUCCCUCUAUCCUCCUCCCCUCCAUGUGUCCCAAACCCUCCCUCACCGCUUCCUCCAUGUGUCCCAUACCCCUCCCUCUCUCACCCUCCCUCCAUGUGUCCCAUGCCCCCUCUCCUCCCUCCCUACAUGUGUCCAAUACCCUCCCUCUAUCCUCCUCCCCAUACAUGUCCCAUAGCCCCCUCUCCCUCCCUCCAUGUGUCACAUCUCAUCCCCCUCUCCCCCCCUCCCCUCCAGGUGUCCUAUACCCUCCCUCUCCUCCCUCCUCCUCCUGUCCCUCCCCUCUCCCCCUCCCUCCAUAUGUGUCCCAUACCCUCCCUCUCUCCUCCCUCCCCUACAUGUGUGUCCCCAAAACCUCCCUCUAUCCUCCUCCCCUACACGUGCGUCCCAUAUCCCCUCCCCUCCCUCCCCAUGUGUCACAUACCAACUCUCCCUCUCCCCUCCCCUCCCAGGGUGUCCCAUGUGUCCUAUGCCCUCCUCUCUCCCUCUCCCUCCAUGUGUGCCAGUGCCACUCCCUCUCCCUCUCCCUCCAUGUGUCCCAUGCCUCCCCUCCUCCCUCCCUACAUGUGUCCAAAACCCUCCCUAUCCUCCUCCUUACACGUGUCCCAUAUCCCUCCCUCUCCCUCCCUCCAUGUGUCACAUACCAUCCUCUCUCCCCUCCUUCCAGGUGUCCCAUACCCUCCCUCUCUCCCUCCCUCCAUGUGUCCCAACUCAUCCCUCUCACCCUCCCCAUGUCCCUCCAUGUGUCUCCAUAUCCUCCUCCCCUCCCAUCUCUCACCCCUCCAUGUCCCUCACCCCCCUCCUCUAUCCUCCUCCCUCCUCCACAACCCCAAACCUCCUCUCUCACCCUCCAUGUGUCCCAUACUCCUCCCUCUCUCACCCUCCCUCCAUGUGUCCUAUACCCCUCUCCCUCCUCCCUACAUGUGUCCAAUGCCCUCUCCUCUAUCCUCCUCCCAUGUGUCCCAAAACCCCCUCCUCCCCCUCCUCUCUCAUCUCUCUCCCCUCCAUGUGCACCCUUCCUCUCACCCUCCUCCAUAUGUGUCCCAUACCUCCUGACCCCUUCCUCUCCCACAUGUGUCCACACUCCUCCUAUCUUCCUCCCCAUACUGUCCUAAAAACCCUCUCCCUCCAUGGGUGCCAUAUAUACUACCCUCUCUCCCCUUCCAUAUGUGUCCGGCACCCUCCCUCUCCCCUUCCUCCAUGUGUCCUAUACCUCCCUCUCUCCCUCCCACCAUGUGUCCUAUACCUCCCUCUCCCCUCCAGGUGUCCCAUCCCCUCCCUUUCUCCCCCCUCCCCUCCAUGUGUCCCAUGUAUAGUCCCAUUUAGUUCAUAAUAUGCAAAUUGGAGAAAGUCAGCUGAGGUUUCAGUCUUGAUGAAUUCUUUCUAAGAAACUUGUAUAUGGAAUUAUUACUUUUAUAAAUAUGUGACAUGGAGAAUAGCCUUUCAGAAUUUCUUUCAUGUCAUAUUUCCUUCUAGAAAAUCUCCAUCACUUUGAAGUUGCCGAGACUCACAGACUGGGUGUGGAAUAUGAUUUUGAGUCUGUAAUGCACUAUUCCAUGUGAGUUUUUCUAACACUAUUUAAUGCACUACUGUAACUUGGUACUGCUGAUUGAAGGGACAUUCCAAUCACCAACGCCCUACAUGAUGGUACUAGGAAGCUGUCCCUCCAGAACUCAAAUGCAUAUUUUUCUUCUUAAACUAAAUCUCAGGCACCCAGAGUCCACUCCCCAAUCACUGACAUCAAAUGGGCAGGCAUUGGCAUCCACACAAUUGCUUAUGCAUCAUCUGCACACCUUGCCUUUUUAUGCUCUUAUAGCCAAGUUCUACGGAACUUGCACGAGAUGUGAAUUUAGGAAUUGGGAAUUUGAUAUAUGGGAAUUGUUAUAGGCAACAAUGUGCAAUGUCAGUCGGCAGUUGCUAAAGUCAGUAAGUUAUUGUCGUCUAUAAAUAGGGGAAUUAAUUCUCAGGAUGAAAAUAUAAUUUUGCCUCUUUAUAAAAUGCUGGUAAGAAAACACCUUGAAUACACUUUGCAAAUUUGGGCACCUGGUAUAAAGAAGGACAUUAUGGCAAUAGAAAAAGUGCAGAGGCGGGCUACAAAAGUAAUAAAGGGAAUGGAACAUCUUAGUUAUGAAGAAAGGUUAACAAAUGUAAAUUUCUUUAGUUUGGAAAAACUGAAACUCAGAGGGGAUAUGAUAGCAUUAUACAAAUAUAUUCGGGUCCGAUACAAACCAUUGUCUGGAAAUUUAUUCAUAGACAGGACUAAACAUAGGACAUAAUGUCAUGCAUUUAGAGUGGAAGAAAUGAGAUUUAGUCUAAGGCAAAAUAGAGUUUUUUUAUGUAGUAAGAACACAAAGGAUGUGGAAUUCUCUGCCUGAAUAGGUGGUUUUAUCAGAGUCUGUACAGAUUUUUAAACAGUAAUUGAAUGAACACUUGCACAAAAAUAAUAUUAAGGGAUAGAAUUUUUCAUUUGUGGGAUAAUUUUGAUCAAUGAGAGAUCUGGUUGCCAUUCUAGGGUCAAGAAGGAUUUUUUCCUCCAGUUUGAUGCAAAAUUAGUUUAAACUGGGAUUUUUGCCUUCUUUUGGAUUAAUAGCAAAAAGAUGUGAGGCUGAACUUGAUGGACUCAGGUAGUGGAAAUUUUCACUAUCGCACCCAUCAUUGUAGCAGAAUGCAUUUUUCUCUUGAGUUUAAAACAUAAUUCUUCAGUAGAAUAUUGUGCUAACUGAUCUUUCUAUGUAUCCACCAAAGUAACUUUGAUCUACUUGUACAAUAGAUACAUCCAACCAAAACACUUGUCUGUGUAUGUUGACUGAGAACUCCAGAAUCUACAUCGGACAUCUACAUUUAGUGAUCUGCUGGGUUCUUUUCUCUUUUUCCUAGGUAUGCUUUUACAAACACUCCAGGCCAACCAACCUUAAUUCCCAAAAUAAAUACAACGGCUUCAAUUGGACAAAGAGAUGGAUUGAGUAAUCUGGAUGUGAGGAAAAUAAAUCUACUGUAUCAUUGUGGUAUGGAUUGCUACUGGCAGUUGAAAGUGACACAAUAUAUUUGUUUAACUUUUUAAAUCUCUUCAAGAAAUUAAAUUUUGCUUCUAAACACAUUUUAACUUCUUUUCAAACCUUAUCAAACGUAAACGCUAAAGCUAACACUGAAAACAUGUUUGUUUGUUUUUGUGCCAGUUUUAUAGAUUUCAGAAAUGUGAGUUGAAUUUAUCGUGUCUGUACAUCAGCUCUUACUGUAUAAUUCAAUUUCCUUUCAAUCCAUUUUAGAUAUUUGUUCCACUUUGCUUUCUGGUUCCAAUGGAACACUGACUUCACCAGGUUAUCCCUCUGCCUAUCGUGACAAUACUACGUGUGUCUGGUUAAUCAGAAUACCAUCUCAAAAGGUAAAAAAAGUUUUCCCAUAUGGUAUGCUUAUUUAGUUAAGUACCAACAGUCGUUUUAAGGCAAGUUGAAGGUACUUUCUUCCUGGUUGAAACACUACGAAGAAUAAUUUCCAAGGAAAUAAUAAUUUUAAAGAGAAGCUAACAAAAAAAUUAUAGAAGUAGAUAUUUUGUUGUUUUUUUAGUUAUGAAAUUUAGACACGCAUUAAAUAUUUUAACAUAAAAAUACCUUAAUAAUGCCUAAAGGGCAAGAUUUUUUUUUCUUCUUUUUAUGGAUAUAUGCAAGAUUUGAAUGAAAAAGGACGAGAUUUUAAAUUGGAGACUAACUUUGAGAUUGUGCAAUUUUGUUCCCGAGACUUUAUCACAUUCAUUAAAUAGUUUUAAGGAGAAAUUCGUUUUCACAUAGAAAACGACAAAACUGUGAUAAAACUUGCAAUCUUAUUGCUACUGAUAAGAGUUUACACACUCUAAGUGGAACAUCUUGCAGCGAAAACUUUACGAGUAGAUGUGCUGCCUCAAAAGCAGCUCUAAACACAUAAAUUAUUUAGAUAACUGAUGUGCUAAGGUCUUACACGUGUGCUACACUUGGCUUUUAACAAGGACUGAAAGGGAGUUCUGUCUUUUUCACCAGACUGUUAGCACAGAGAACGCAUACAGAAAUACAGAAGUGUAAACCUGAAACAGUUGUGGUUAUUUAAAGAAUAGAGAUGUGUCAAAGUGUUCUGUUUUAGAAAGGGGGGACAAUCACCAGUGGAAUCAUGCGCAUGUCAUUGGUGACUCCUCCCCUUCUAUAAUUUUGCACCACUUUUUAGAACAGAACACUGAUAAAUCACCCCCAAAGUGUUGUAUUUUUAACCGUGUCUAAGAGAGGGACACUUUUCAAAAAACAUACUCUGUUUAGAUGUAACUCUCCGUGUUUUAUUUAUUUUCUUCAUUUUGCUCUAACUUUCAAUAAACGAUUUUUGAGGUAUCCAGGAACUAAUAUUUAGAGUAUAAAAAAGUCAAAAUAAUAAAAAGUAGUAAUGUCGCAUAAUAAAAUUAGAUACAUUAAAUGAAUCGAAAUAAAAAAGGGAAAGUAAUAAGAUUUGAAUUGGAUUGGAUUGUAUGCUUUUUGGUACGGUCAGGCCACCAAGGGGACACAUUUUAAUAUAACAAAUGGUCAGUUCCUUAAACAUCAGAUUGUCCUUUGUAAUUUCAAGGUACACUGAGGUCACCAAGUGGACACUUCUGUUACUGCAUGUGGUCAUUUUUGAUAUUUGACUAGGUUACAGGUUUCUUGUACUUGCCUGUUGAAUUGCAGUUGUCAUUCUAAGUACUAAAUCAACCUAGUAGACAAGCCAAGAUCCAGUAACUUGAUUGCAGUGCUGCUGCGCUCCUAUUGGCUGCAACAAUGCCCAGACUUGAUUUGCCAUAUUUUGGACUUUAUAUGAACUCUUUUGGAUUUUCUUACUUUUUUGUUUUUGAUAAUUCAGUAACAUGGACUCUCUAAUAAAUACUUAACUUUACUUAACUUAAUCUUUUUCCUGAUUUUGGUUGAUUUUUCCCAUUUUAUUUUACUUUUCUAUACCCAUUUCAGUACAGUGUUUUAUUACAGUAUUUCAUUUAGGUGUUUUGCAAUUUUACUAUAUCAUUGGGUUUUUAGACUGUUUUCUACUUUACAUACUUUUAUUUCCCAUUUUUUUCUUAUUGCAAAUCAUUUACUGUAUCUAAUUUUAUUAUACUACAUUGCUACUUUUACUUAUUCUAUUAUUAUUUUUUUAUACUCUAAAUAUUGGAUAGGAGUUUUUUUGUUUUUUUUACCCAGGACUGGGCACAGGUGCUCUGGGCAAGACUACACAGUAAUACUUUUUUCACGCAAGCCCAUUUGCAAUAGCCUGCGAUAUUAUGUGUAAUCUUGGCCUUCUCUCUGGCAAUGAAAUUGUUCGAACAACUCCUGAGUUUAUAACUAUAUUUUAUGCUUUUUAUCGGUUGCAAUAAAAUAGACCAUAAGUCUAAGCAGUAAGAGAAGAAAGUAUUAUAUGGAGAGGGUGGCAAAUAUAUACUUUAGGAAAAGUGAUGCUGAAAAUACAAAUACAAAUGUUAAUUCUGGUAUAUAAGUAGGAUCAACUUCAACAAUAAAUAUCACUGGGAAUUAUUGAUACAAAGGGAUUUGUUUAAUCGCCCUGUAGCGCCUUAUUUCUCUUCUCAGGUAUAUCUGAAAUUCGAAAGCUUUGAUGUUCAACCUUCACCAAGUUGCGAGUCCGACUACAUUAAUAUCUAUGACGGGGCAAGUAGAUCUUCUCCAGUUCUUCUUCAGAGAUUUUGUGGAGAAGAAAAUCCACCUCCAUUGAUGAGUUCUUCUAAUGUGAUGCUGGUGGAGUUUAUUAGUGAUGGAAACUUGACCGGAAAAGGGUUCAAAGCCUCGUACAGAAAAGGUUGA